This is a messenger RNA of Linepithema humile (Argentine ant), 3459 nucleotides long. It is a transcript of the gene arm, whose product is annotated as armadillo. Gene Ontology annotation, biological process: cell-cell adhesion; canonical Wnt signaling pathway; positive regulation of transcription by RNA polymerase II. The record is from RefSeq and is a predicted model, not a curated record. Lineage: Eukaryota; Metazoa; Arthropoda; Insecta; Hymenoptera; Formicidae. Gene Ontology annotation, cellular component: nucleus; catenin complex; cytoplasm. Gene Ontology annotation, molecular function: protein phosphatase binding; nuclear receptor binding; transcription coactivator activity.
AGACCGCGCGUCUCGCUCUUUCUGCAUUCCACGGGGAUUCCGCAUCAUCAUAUCAUCAUAUUGGCGAGUACAACGGCACGCUGAGAAACGCGUAUUCGAUUCGUAACCGGCCGUGCGGCACUCAAAGCUGUGCGAUGUGGGAGAGAGCGAGACAGAGACGGGAAGAGAAAGAAUGAAAAGAGGGGAGACCCUUCGAUCGUGCCCACAUUCCGCACGAGAGCAUCUUUCCGCAUCGAAACGGGAUGCACUGACCCAUCGUAGUGUCGCGCACUACCCCUGUCACAAACGCUGUCGAUACAUGAGGCAAACUCAUUCGUUGAAGACAUGAGUUAUCCAAUGCCAACGAAUCAGUCCAGACCAAUGUCUCAAGGGAAUUAUCAGGGCCCGGGCGACUUGCCCAUGGGUUCUGCCAAGGAGCAGACACUGAUGUGGCAGCAAAACUCCUACAUGAACGAUUCAGGCAUCCAUUCUGGCGCCGUCACUCAGGCGCCAUCUCUUUCAGGCAAAGAGGACGAAGAGAUGGAAGGGGAUCAAUUGAUGUUUGAUCUGGACCAAGGAUUUGCACAGGGUUUUACACAGGACCAAGUUGACGAGAUGAAUCAACAGCUAAAUCACACUCGGUCACAGCGUGUGCGCGCUGCCAUGUUCCCCGAAACGCUGGAGGAAGGUGUGGAGAUACCUUCCACACAGUUCGACCCGGCGCAGCCCACCGCUGUACAAAGAUUGGCAGAGCCGAGCCAAAUGUUGAAGCACGCUGUUGUUAAUUUGAUCAAUUAUCAGGACGACGCUGAUCUCGCCACUCGCGCUAUUCCCGAAUUAAUUAAGCUCCUGAACGAUGAAGAUCAAGUGGUCGUUUCUCAGGCAGCUAUGAUGGUGCAUCAAUUAUCUAAGAAAGAAGCCUCUCGUCACGCUAUCAUGAACAGUGCGCAAAUGGUGGCCGCAUUGGUGCGAGCAAUCUCUAACAGCGACGAUCUAGAAUCGACGAAGGCCGCGGUCGGCACCUUGCACAAUUUAUCACAUCACAGACAAGGCUUGCUGGCCAUUUUCAAGAGCGGCGGCAUUCCCGCACUCGUAAAGCUGCUAAGCUCUCCAGUGGAAUCCGUUCUUUUUUACGCAAUAACGACGCUUCAUAACUUGCUGCUCCAUCAGGAUGGCUCCAAAAUGGCCGUACGUCUCGCCGGUGGAUUGCAAAAGAUGGUCGCUCUACUGCAACGCAACAACGUUAAAUUCUUGGCCAUCGUUACCGAUUGUCUACAGAUUUUGGCAUACGGAAAUCAGGAAAGCAAGUUAAUCAUUCUUGCUUCACAGGGUCCCAUAGAAUUAGUGCGCAUCAUGCGCUCUUAUGAAUACGAGAAAUUGUUGUGGACCACAUCGAGAGUGUUAAAGGUACUGUCUGUUUGCCCGAGCAAUAAACCCGCCAUCGUAGAAGCAGGCGGCAUGCAAGCACUCGCGAUGCAUCUCACGAAUCAGAGUCAACGAUUGGUGCAAAAUUGUUUAUGGACAUUACGUAAUUUGUCAGACGCAGGCACAAAAGUCGAGGGGCUGGACGCUCUGCUGCAAAGUCUCGUACUUGUACUCGGGUCAGAGGACGUGAAUGUCGUCACAUGCGCGGCUGGCAUUUUAUCAAAUUUAACUUGCAACAAUCAACGCAACAAGGUUAUGGUGUGUAAUUACGGAGGUGUCGAAGCUCUCGUUCGCACGAUUGUCAACGCCGGCGAUCGAGAGGAAAUUACCGAACCGGCGGUGUGCGCAUUGCGUCACUUGACUUCGCGUCACGGCGAAGCGGAAAUGGCGCAAAAUGCAGUACGAAUGAAUUACGGAAUUACAGUUAUAGUUAAAUUAUUAAAUCCACCAUCUCGCUGGCCGUUAGUGAAGGCGGUGAUUGGUUUAAUCCGCAAUUUGGCUCUGUGCCCCGCGAAUCACAGUCCACUACGCGAUAACGGAGCAAUACAUCAUCUCAUAAGACUUUUGAUGCGUGCAUUCCAAGACACAGAACGAUAUUUGCAGCAACGGUCAUCUGUCGCUAGUACCGGCAGCCAACAGCCGUCGGGCGCGUAUGCAGAUGGAGUGCGCAUGGAUGAGAUAGUGGAAGGUUCAGUGGGAGCGCUUCACAUUCUGGCGAGAGAGUCCCAUAACAGAGCGAUAAUUCGAUCACAGAACGUGAUUCCAAUUUUCGUACGAUUACUGUUUAACGAGAUCGAAAAUAUUCAACGCGUGGCGGCCGGUGUACUUUGCGAACUGGCGGCCGACAAGGAAGGCGCCGAAUUAAUAGAGCACGAGGGUGCCACUGCCCCAUUGACAGACUUGCUGCACUCCAGGAAUGAGGGUGUCGCCACUUACGCAGCAGCGGUGUUGUUCCGUAUGAGCGAAGACAAGCCUCAGGAAUACAAAAAACGACUUUCCAUGGAACUGACGAAUUCCUUGUUCCGUGAGGACACAAACAACUUGUGGAACAACGCAGACUUCACCAUGGCUCCAGAUCUACAGGACAUGCUUGGCCCUGAUCAAGGCUAUGAUGGUAUGUAUGGCCAAGGACCUCCUAGUGUACACAGCAGCCAUGGCGGUCGGGGUUAUCAACCUCAAGGUUAUGACCAGAUACCAGUAGAUUCCAUGCAAGGGUUGGAGAUAGGUGGUGGUUCGACGUACGGCGCAAUGGAUACUAUGGAUGUGGCGCACGAGGGUGAUUUGAGUUUCGAUCAUUUGGAAGAGCUUCCCGCACCGCCCCAAGAUAACAACCAGGUGGCGGCUUGGUACGACACCGAUCUUUGAAUUCGUACCGCCGCCAAUUUCGCCAAGAGAAGAAGAAAGAUCGGUAGAUUGUGUUAGAAAUGUAUAAGCGAGUCAAAGUUAAAUUCAUUCUUAUCGUACGGUUUCUAUGGUUUUUAUUCUAUUGUUUAUUAUUAAAAAUGCAUUUUAAAAUAUAAAAGACUGAAUAAAUAAAUAUUCGCUUAAAAGUAAUCAAUUCUAUCAGACUGAGAUUUAUUUAGAGAUUGAGAUUGAUCGAUUGAUUAAGAUUGCUUUUCUUUAUAAUGCAGCUUCGAACUAAGCGGACUUUUACUUUUAUUAUUCGAAGAGUCGAAGCUUUAUUGUAAAAAUCUGCUCAGUUCGAAUAAUCGAAACUGUAUUAUAAAGAAAAUUAAUCUUAAUCAAUCAGUCAAUCAAUCUCAAUCUAUCAAUCUUCCCUUCCUCUCUUGGCGAGAAAAUAUAUCGUCUGUAUGUAAUCGCCUAAUAUGAUCAUUCACCCGAGCAUAUAAACAUUAUAUCGAUGUAUUAGAUAUAAGACACAUGUAAUUCGUACACACAUGUAUAUGUAUCGCCUGUAUGUAAUCGCCUAAUAUGAUAUUCACCCGAGCAUAUAAACAUUAUAUCGAUGUUUUAAAUUUAAGACACAUGUAAUUCGUACACACAUGUACAUGUAUCGUUUAACUGUCCAUAAAAAUAAAAUUAACCGAAAAAUUA